AUGUUGUCCACAUUCAUCGCCACGUCUCUCUUGGCUCGCUUCGCGUCUGCGCAAGCAGUGCACGGUACAGGUGCUCUGGGAACUACCAUGGGCCCAGUUGCUUUCCUCUGGCCUGCCGACCGGGCGUGGGAUGCAGCCCACGACAACAACGGACCUUGCGGUAGCAAUGCGCCUAUUGUGAACAGAACCGAUUUCCCUCUCGGAGCCGUCGGAUCCAUCGAGACGACCAUUGCUGAUGAUGCCUAUAACAUGGCUGUCCGCAUCGCUUAUGGCAACAACCCUACUACCCAAGAUCAAUUUCAGCCCGUCAUUGGCAACGUCGCCGAGCUCGAACCAGGUCACCAGUGCUACUCGGUCUCUACCGCACCUACUGCCACCCCAGGAUCGAAUGCGACCAUCCAGCUCGAGUACUGGGCCGACGACAGCGGAACCCAGGAGUCGUUCUUUGCAUGUGCCGAUGUCACGUUCGUUGAGGCCGCUACCUUCUCCCUCGAAGUCCCGUGCUUCAACGUCACCGAAGACGAGUUCAUGCCAGUAGAUCCUGCCUCUCCAACUACCCCAGCUACAACAACUCCCGUCGACACACUUGUUUCUGCUGACAAGGACGACAAUGAUGAUGAUGAUGAUGAUGGACUGAGCACAGGAGCCAAAGCUGGCAUUGCUGUCGGUGCUAUUGCCGGUGCUUUGUUGCUUGCAGCAGCUGCUUUCUUCCUUAUCAGACGUAAGCGCUCUGCUGCGGCCAAGGAAACUGAGGCUCUGCCACCCAUGGGCAAGGUUUCUGACGCGGCUUCGAUCGGUUCGGCCCAAACCGCUCGCGGUUAA
Molecule: messenger RNA, 822 nt
Organism: Drepanopeziza brunnea f. sp. 'multigermtubi' MB_m1
Lineage: Eukaryota; Fungi; Ascomycota; Leotiomycetes; Helotiales; Drepanopezizaceae
Source: RefSeq, a predicted model, not a curated record